Musa acuminata AAA Group (dessert banana) is the source of this 1044-nucleotide messenger RNA. RefSeq names its product rhomboid-like protein 11, chloroplastic. NCBI's taxonomy places the organism in Eukaryota, Viridiplantae, Streptophyta, Magnoliopsida, Zingiberales, Musaceae. The transcript has 7 exons. The coding region runs from base 75 to 941 and encodes 288 amino acids. Gene Ontology annotation, molecular function: serine-type endopeptidase activity. Gene Ontology annotation, cellular component: membrane. The record is from RefSeq and is a predicted model, not a curated record.
CCGAUACGCCUCAAGCCCAAAUAAGGCCGACCCGCGCCGAAGCCCCCGCUGUGCCGCUCCAAGGAGUGGAAGAGAUGGGCUACCUGCUCGCCCUCGCGCCGAUGCCCGCGGUCGGCCUCCUCGCCCCGCCCCGUGUCUCCGCGUGGCGCCCUCCCGCCGUCGCGGCCGCCGCCUUCGACCUCUACCCCGUGGGUCGCCGUAGCUUCCCCUCUCGACUAAAGGUGGCUCUUUUCGCCGCCCGGCGUCGCCCUUUCUGCUGCAGAAUGAAAGGAUCCGGUUCAGAUAUAACGUCAGACUUGGAGCUUGCGAAGUUUGAUGGGAAGAGAAGACCAAACCAUAAUGUGAAUGGUGUAUUUUGGAUACUACUACUAAACCUUGGCAUUUAUGUGGCAGAUCACAUACUUCGGCUUCAGGAGAUCAAAUCCCUCUAUCUGUACCACAUCUGUCCAGUGUGGUACCAGUUUGUGACGGCAACAUUCUGUCACGCUAACUGGAACCAUCUUUCCAGCAACCUAUUUUUUUUGUAUAUUUUUGGAAAAUUAGUUGAAGAGGAACAAGGGAACUUUGCAUUGUGGAUCUCAUACAUUCUUGCUGGUGCUGGUGCUAACCUUGUCUCAUGGUUACUUCUCCCAAAAUCUGCAGUGUCUGUGGGAGCAUCUGGUGCAGUCUUUGGAUUGUUUGUUAUAAGUGUCCUGGUGAAGAUGUCGUGGGAUUGGAGAAAAAUUAUAGAGGUUCUUAUCCUCGGCCAGUUUGUAAUUGAGAAGGUCAUGGAGGCGGCGCAAGCUUCGACGAGUCUGACAGGUACAUAUGGAAGAGGCUUGAUGGCUGUUAAUCACAUUGCUCAUAUCUCUGGUGCUCUGAUUGGUGCUGCUUUGGUAUUGCUCGUAAGUCGCAUUCCUUCCCAACCUUCAGGCCAAGAUGACAAGAACAAAAGAAGUUGAUGUAUCGCUUAGAAAAACAUUUUAUAUUUACCAGAACCUUCAUUGUAAUUGUCUGUAAUUGAUGUAUGUUAAUGUAAAUCACAAAAACACAGGUGUUUUCUCC